AUGCAAACAGUUCUGGAUAUGGUCUGGAAAUUGUGUAGAGAAUGUGCCUUCAUCGCAAACCGGAUACCCGAUGUCAUCAUAAUUAAGCUGCGGGGAUAUAGGUCCACCGACCGUGUGACUGCGGUAACAGUUUUGAGCUUAGAAGAAGGCAGUGUGGUUGCACAGACGGCACUGGCAUUCAAAGGGCAAGAACCCUCGGUGGACGUCAUCAGCAAUGUGAUAGCAGCAAAUGAUACACUAAACGAUGGUUUUGAAGACAUAGGUCUUGUACCGGACUCUGUCAGUUACACAAACACAUCAUUGUUAUCAGACUGCACACAAGAUGGUUGCAUGAAUGGCGGAACGUGCGAGAGUUCAGGAUUCUCCCCUCAGCCAACUUGCAGUUGCCCGGCAUCGUUCACUGGCGAGCGGUGCGAAACUGCAGUGACCACGUCACCACCAGACUUGACAACAGAGACACCAACCACAGAAGGAGGUGGUGGUGUGUCACCUCUAGCUACAGUUCUCAUCAUAGUCGGAUGUGUUGUUCUCCUGUUGGUGAUAGUAGGAAUAGUCAUCUGGUGCUGCAUGAGGCGUAAAUAUCUUAUCAAGAGUGAAAUCUACCAUCAGUCAAGUAGACGGCUCCAAGCUAGUAGAGAACCCAUCGAUUUUGAAGAUCGCAGAGAUCGCAGCUUGUCCUCUGACGAAAGCGACAGUGUAGCUGGCUGCAGCGAGGAAGAAAGGCGGAUCAAUCGUCUCGCUCAUGUAAUGAGCCGGUCACCUUUCCUACAUGCUAUGCAGAGUAAUUCAGAGUUCAUCCGACCAUACAUGGUGUCUGGCAACGAGGCAUUGGAACGUUACCGAGAAGAAGAAGCACGCCAUUGAAGGGAUGUUGCAGGCCGCGUGGUGUACAAUCCCGCCAUCCACUACUAAACCUCGUCAUUGGCCACAACUUCCAUAGCUGCAAAUGCAGCUCUGCGACAAGUAAUACCCAUGGGAUAAGUAGACUGAACGACUAAGCGAAGACUUGCAGCUGAAAUUUACCAUGAUUACUAGAGAAUUAAU
Messenger RNA from Patiria miniata (bat star), 1044 nucleotides. RefSeq lists its product as uncharacterized. The coding region runs from base 1 to 864 and encodes 287 amino acids. The record is from RefSeq and is a predicted model, not a curated record. NCBI's taxonomy places the organism in Eukaryota, Metazoa, Echinodermata, Asteroidea, Valvatida, Asterinidae. Gene Ontology annotation, biological process: positive regulation of mitotic nuclear division; positive regulation of cell population proliferation; epidermal growth factor receptor signaling pathway. The transcript is spliced from 7 exons.